AGUGGUAAAGAUCUGGUGAUGUUUCUAUUUUGAACAUCCGCAACAUGGCUGCCUCCAUGUAGGCGGUUGUUGGAGAAGCAGUUCGUGUGUGAGGAAAAUACAGACCGUGACAGAGACCAGACUGAUUCAGUUAUUGUUUUUACUCGUCUACACUAAGUAUGAACGCCAGAGAAAUAGCCAACUGUACGCUGCAGAUAAAGAAACUCGGCGCAGACAGAAACUAUGACAACAUCCUGACCCUCCUCAGUGACCUGGAAAACACUCAGAUCACAGCAGAGCAGCUGGAAACCACAGACGUUGCUGGAGUUCUUUACAGGCACCUGAAAACGUGUUCUCACCAAGAAGUGAGGAAGGCGGUAAAGAGUUUAUUGGCAAAGUGGAGGAGGGAAUAUGGCGAGAAUGGCCAUGCAGUUAAGAGGAAAGAGGCCGCGAUUUCCCCCGGAGCCACGUCAUCACAGGACGUUACGGAGGAUGUAAAUGGUCCUGUGUCAUCCACCGUGGAAAGUAAGAGCGGCGUGACUUCAGUGAGCACACGUGCCGCUUCAGACCUCCCUACUGUGCGAGCAAAAUGUGCUGAGCUGCUCCUCACUGCCCUCCACCCCGAACCUCCUGAGCAGGAGAUGGCUGCACAGUUGGCCUGUGACAUCGAGCAGCACAUCCAUGUUCUCCAUAAAAACAAUGAAACUAAAUACAAAAUCUGUAUCCGGAGCAAGGUGGCCAACUUGAAAAAUCCCAAAAAUGGACACCUACGUCAAGGCCUCCUGAGCAGCUCACUGUCACCUGAGGCCUUUGCCCAGAUGUCUGUGGAGGAGAUGGCCAGUCCGGAGCUUCGGCAGCUCAGGGAACAGUACUCAUCCCAGGGUGUGAGUGAGAGGCAGCUUCCUCAACACGUGGAAGGUACACAGACACACAAGAUUCACUGCAGACGGUGUGGAGGAUCAGAGUGCAGAGUGACUCAGGUGUCCCGGGGGGUGCUGUUUCUCCCUUCGUGGGCUAAGCGUUGUGGCCCUGACGAGGAUGCUAUGACCUUCGUCACAUGCAGCAGCUGUGGUCAGCAAUGGUAUCACAGCAGCUGGGUCUGUCUCUGAAUCUGUAUAUCAAUGUUGUGUGGUCUCUAAUAAACCGCAUUUUAAAGAUUUUAAA
Molecule: messenger RNA, 1143 nt
Organism: Cynoglossus semilaevis (tongue sole)
Lineage: Eukaryota; Metazoa; Chordata; Actinopteri; Pleuronectiformes; Cynoglossidae
Gene: tceanc
Product: transcription elongation factor A N-terminal and central domain containing
Exons: 2
Coding region: 159-1088 (309 amino acids)
Biological process (GO): DNA-templated transcription
Cellular component (GO): nucleus
Source: RefSeq, a predicted model, not a curated record